Messenger RNA from Lachancea dasiensis, 1446 nucleotides. Lineage: Eukaryota; Fungi; Ascomycota; Saccharomycetes; Saccharomycetales; Saccharomycetaceae. The record is from the annotation of a GenBank genome assembly.
AUGGCUUAUUUCACGAUUGUUACAUCGCCAUUCCAAUCCCAGGUGUCUGACCUGCUGCCUUGCAACAACAAUGCGAAAUCUGUGCUCAUUUAUACCAUGCUCAAAUCGUAUGGACUCUUAGAACAUUUUAACGAAGUCAUAGACCUGCCCGGCUGCACAGUAUCCGAUAUUCGUCAAUUCCAUUCUAGUGAGUAUUUGAAGGUACUUCUAAACUCCCAGCUUGACGAAGAAGAAGUGCAUGAAAGUUCUAGCAUCCAGGAUCAAGAAUGGAUGAAUAUGGCUUCAACGGCCAGCAAUUGGGAGGAUGAGGCGCAUAAUAACCAUUCGACUUUCUCAGCGCCAUGGUUUCCUUCAAAGCGUGAACUGAAGAAGUACUACUCGGAUAAUGCGAGCUUUAAGGAAGAAGCCUCGAGUUUCAAACAAGAGCGUUGGAAAAUAAUAUUGGAUCCUGAGCAUCAUGAUUCCGAUAAGGGCUUAGAGGAAGAAAAGCAAUCUCUUUGUGCAGAGAUACUUGGAAAAUUUGGGCUUUCCCAUGACUGCCAUAUUUUCCAAUAUUUGCCUACUUACUGCUACGUGACAACCGGUGCUACGUUAGCUUUAGCGCGGCCAGCUGUCUCGCGACAGAAGCGCACGAUUUCCAUCAACUGGGAUGGUGGACGGCAUCAUGCCUUAAAAUCAAAGGCAAGUGGAUUUUGUUUUGUCAAUGACAUCGUACUUCUCAUCCAGAAACUACGGAGACGCGGUAUUACCAGCGUGAGCUAUGUGGAUUUAGACCUUCACCACGGAGAUGGCGUGGAACGCGCAUUUCAAUAUUCUGCCAAUGUUCAGACAAUAUCGGUUCACCUGCUGGAGCCAGGGUUUUUCCCGGGAUCAGGAAGUGUCAAGGAGUCACAGAACGGCCAUAAGAUAGUCAACCUACCGGUUCUGCAUGGUUUUAGCGACAAUGACCUCGCAAAACUUGUAGAUCAAGUAAUACUUCCCUGCAUCGAGCACCAAAAUCCGCAAGUUAUCGUAAUUCAAUGUGGAGCCGAUGGUUUGAUGGGGGACAAGUACGGCGAGUGGCAAUUGACUAUAAAAGGUUUGUCGGAAAGUAUUUGCGCGAUCAUCCGAAGAUUUCCACAGGCUAACGUAGUUCUUCUCGGGGGUGGAGGCUAUAAUAUAAACCUCACGAGCCGAUUUUACACUUACUUGAGUUGGAAACUUCUUGCGGAAUUCUCUGGAAAUCAAUACCCCAAUCCGUUCAAAGAAGAUGAGGAUACAAUCCCAGACCAUGAAUUUAUUGACUUUUAUAAAGAUGAGUUUUACAAGUUCUGGUACUAUGAUGCUGAAGGGUGCCAAACCAAUUUCUUGAAAAAUGAUAACAAUGCAAAGGCCCUAAACAAACUAGUACAGUUUUACGAUCCGACACGCACCUCGUCUCGGUACUCACCGUCUAAUCAAAGAUAG